AUGGACCCUGAAAAAGAGGUGAUACAAAAAGAAGAGGUGGAGGACACGUCUGAGUCUCAACCGGAGCAGCCAAGAUUUUCCAGCGCAAGUUCGUGGCUCAACCAGGGGACCUCAUGGGGCGCUUCUUUUCUUUCCAGUGCCAGGGAGAAAGUUUUUGAUUUUGAAAUUGUGAACUCAUGAACUUCCAAUUGAUUAAAGACGAUGAAUACACUCGAUUUGGUGAAGAAGGACUUGUCUGAACUGACCGACGCCAUGUCGGCAGAAGUGACUGAUUUGGCAAGUGCUGCGAAAGAAGGUUUAUAUAUAUAUUUUUUUUUUCUUAUUGGGAUUUUUAUUUUUUAGUUUAUCAAGUUUUCUUUUAAAAUCUGAAGAUAUUCUAGCUCUCUGAAUAGAAAAAAAUUCAUUUUAACCCAUUUUUUUGAAAUUCCUCAUUUUUCAAGGAUUCGGUACGGCAGCCAAUGCUGUUAAGCAACAAGCGCAAAUGCUCGAGAAGUUGGUGACGCCUGAAGAAGAAACCAAGGAAUUUCCCGGAGGCGAAACUGGGGUUUCAACUCAGUCUUUCUUUUAAAUUUUGUUUGAAAAAACUAUUUCAUCCAAAAAAUAUUUAAAUUUCGUAUAGAGUAAUUGAUUCGAUCGUUCUAAAAGCUCAACGAAUUUGUUAAUUUAAAGUCAAUGUUUUAGCGAAAAAAGUAAGCUGCUCAGAAAAAAUAUAGAUCACGGCUUUCGUGAGGCAGUAGUAAAUGGGGUCCUCAGGCUUCCGAGGAGAAAAGCGAGAAAGGCGGCGUCGGAUUCGGCUGGGUGCGGAGUUUCGUCGGCACGGUCAGCGACACGGUCAAGAGUCUGGCGAUGGAGGAAACGACUAGAGACGAGGAACUAAUUACAGAGGCGAUCCGUCCCCAACCUGCUCGCAAAACCGCUAUUUCGCCGGUUUGCCCUGACUCUUUCACUGUUAGAUUCCUUUAAUUCCUCUUUUUUCAGUUGAAGCUUGCGGAGAUCCAGAAUUCGGAGCUUACUUACACCAACGAAAAUAAAAAUGACGACGUCUUCACCCGUUGGCUCGAUCGUUUCAGGUUUGCUCAUUAUUAUUCAUGUACACUUUAAAAAUUCAGCAAAAAUAACGUUCAGUUUAUGUAUUUUAUGAAAUUAAACUUUUUCUUUUUCAUUUUACCAACCUCCAUUCAUUUCUUUGUAUGACAUCGAAAGAAUAGGACGCUGAGUUCUAAAAAAAAUCAGACUAGAAUUUCCACUAGAAGGCUUCAUUCAUUAAAAAAUAGAUAAAAAAUGGAAAAUCAGGGAAUUGAGCGUGUAAGAAAAGCCAAAAAUGAUUUUGAAUGACUCAGAUCGUUGACCUAAGAUCCCAAUCAAACCUACUUUUCAUGAAAUUUUGUAAUUUUUGCAGGAUAGACGAGUAUGAUGGCGAGAUCAACAUGUUGCUGGCCAAUAACCCACACAUGCGCCAACUUUUUGCCACUCUUGUAAGUUCUCGCUUCGUUUUCAACUUUCAACCGUUUUUUUAAGGUUCCCGCCACUGUGAGCAACGCGGAUUUCUGGGCACGCUACUUUUAUGCCGUCGAAAUGGCUGAAAUGGACGAGGAAUUGAAGAGUUCCUUCUGUGCCGACGUGCUCAAAGUGGACACGGAAGCCAAGAAAGCGGCUGAGAAGGGUGAAGAAACAUUUGUGAAAGGGUGGCUGAGCAGUAUAGUUAUAGAGAAGAAGACGAGCACGCCUUCGUCGAAAAAAUCGACACCGACUUCUGAAGGAUCGGCCGUCGUCGUCGAGGAGCCCACCAGCCCCUCCCAGUCUUCCGAUUGGAGCGUUUGCAGCGAGAAAAACGUUGAGGUUGAGCUUAUCUUUCUAGCGAAAAUAAUUUCGAUAAUAUCGAAAAAAUCGAAGGUUUUCAAAUUUUGAAAUUGCAGGAUGUGCUUCUCUAAAUAAAAAAUGAUUAGAGAUUGUUGCAGGAGAUCCUCUCGAAUGACGAAGAUGAAACUGGUCCUCUGACGCCACGACCUUCUACGGACACUCCCGCAGCCAAGGAGGACGGCUGGGUCGACUGGGACGAGUGA
Messenger RNA from Caenorhabditis auriculariae, 2063 nucleotides. The record is from the annotation of a GenBank genome assembly. Lineage: Eukaryota; Metazoa; Nematoda; Chromadorea; Rhabditida; Rhabditidae.